GUUGGGGCUGUCUUGCUGUGGGGCUCACCGUUAGCCGAGCAGUCGAAACACGCAGCUUGAGGCGAGCGGUUCUUGCGCGCGCUUCCAAACCGCCUAACUACCUAACUCUUUAACAGCGAGCAGCUACUAACCCACAGCAGAAGCUCAGUAGAAGUCGUUAUCGCAUCGAAAUCGUUAAAAUCGUCGCGAACGCAGAGUUCUGAGAGUGUUGUGCCCAUAGAGAUUGAAAGACAAAUGAUAUAAUAUUUAAAGAAUAAAAAACAGUACAUAAUUGUGAAGAAACCUGGCUGAUUGAUCGAGUGUAGGCGUUACAAGUACCAUUCUGAUUUGCUCUCGGGAAUAAAUCCAGCACCUAUCAGGGAACUUACGGAUACCCAAACGACGUAUUGCACUUGGAAGCAGGAGGAAACGAAUCAAGCGAGCAGACCGACAAGAUGAUUUCUCGCCGCAAGAUCAUAUCGCGCUCCCUGGACAAUUUGGAUGCCAUCGGGCAGGAAGAGCAGGAGGAAGACGUCUGGCACGAUCGCGAAAAGCUCUUCAGGGAUCACAUCAACGAGGUUCUGUCCAAGUGGGAGCAAAUCGACGACGAGAUCUGGGCCAAGAUAAUUGUCUUCGAGAAGAACCGGCGCGUGGCCAAGGCCUACGCCCGCUCCUCUGUGAUAACCAUAAAUGGAUCUAAGAAUGGAUUCGAUGGAGUGCGCAUUGGACUGAAUGGCUUCGAUAAUCCCAUGCGCGAUGCCGAGACGAAGGUAAUCAAAAAGUCCAUCGGCGAUGGAUUCAAGAUCAAAAUGGACGACACCGGCAACAUAUUCAUCAAGCGGUAUGGCAAGAGCAGCAUCUACGUGAAUAGCACAUCGCAGGGCAACGAGGAGACGGUGAUUGGCGGCGACAUAAUCCAAAUGCCGCAGAUGUCCCUCACCGCAGGCACCUCCGCUCGACUCUUCGAUAUGAAGAAGUUCCAGACGAACAUAAACCGCGAGUUUGCGCGCACUUAUCCGGAACGCGGAAGGCUGGAACGGCAGUGCCUGUCCGCCGUAUCGCUGGUCAAGUCGAACAAUAAUCUAAUCAAUUCUCCGGUCUGGAUACUCGUGGUCAAUGUAGUGGCCAUGGACAUGCUGAGGAGUCGCCUCCAAACGAUUCCCAAGUCACUGGAUGCGAUGGGCAUGCGAGUGCCGCUGACGAACAGCAGCGAGGAUCCCUACUCCACCAUCGAAAGCCAGGUGGGAUUAAUCUAUCCCACGCCCGCCGCCUCGGAUGAUUCCCAGAACUCCCAGCACUCGAGCAACUCCAGCAAGGGACGGCGCAGCAUCUUCAGUGCCGCCUUUCUCAACGAGGGUCCAUAUGUGCCCAAGCCCGACUACGAAUCUGGCGGAUCGUUGACGCCCAUCUAUGCGGACAAGAAGCGACAGAAGAGCAGCGGGUCGCAGCAGCGUAAGAAGCAGGACGAUCCGUACUACUGCGGCCUCCUGGCGCGGAUUCCCAACUUUAUCAAGUCCUCGAAGCAACCGUGCCCCGGAGGAGCCAGCAAGCCCAAGAAGGAGCCAAAGAUCUCGCGGAAGAUCUCGGCACAGCACCAGCAACAGCAGUUCCUGCAGCCGGCGCAACCCAUUCCCAUUGCCACCUUCCACCACUCGUACUUCCCCUACAAACUGUAUCCACCGCAGCACCGUCUCUCCCAGUCGCAAAUGUCCCUCUGGGAUGCACGUAGUCUGAUCAGCGCACAUGAAUGAUCACUUUGGCUGGCCCUAAUUUAUUCAUCGUCUAGCGUUAAUUCUACACUUAUUUAGUCAAAGCCUACGAUUAAGUUUGGUCAGUGGAGGAUCAUCGGUUCACUGGAUCACUGUGGAGUGCAUUUCGCUCAGUUUUGUGAUAAAUGCAGCGAAAUGUAGCCAUUUAGCGUACACCACUUAAUACGCACUAACUUUAAUUAACCGCAGUUGACUUUAAGUCAAGCAGAGAGAUUUAAUGAUUAUGCAAUUUGUAAUGAGUAAUUAAAAUUUUGCCAUAGUUUCUUAAAUCGUUUAAGACUGAAAGAAUGUCCUAGAGCCCACGAUAAGCGCACGGAGAGUUUGGCGGAGAUUCAGGAUGGGGGCAGAUAAUGUCAUAUGCAAAUUAAUUGCUACUUUAGGCAAGUUCGAUUUAUUGUUUUCUUAUUAUUUUUCUGUACAUACACUUCAUAUGUAAAUAAGUUCAAAUUAAAAACAUGUAAUCGAUAUUAGUACGCAUUAAAAGAGAGUUAUAAAAGUCAA
Drosophila simulans is the source of this 2249-nucleotide messenger RNA. RefSeq lists its product as uncharacterized. Lineage: Eukaryota; Metazoa; Arthropoda; Insecta; Diptera; Drosophilidae. The record is from RefSeq and is a predicted model, not a curated record. Bases 435 to 1730 code for a protein of 431 amino acids. The transcript is spliced from 6 exons. Gene Ontology annotation, molecular function: protein binding. Gene Ontology annotation, biological process: regulation of DNA-templated transcription.